Anthostomella pinea is the source of this 762-nucleotide messenger RNA. Lineage: Eukaryota; Fungi; Ascomycota; Sordariomycetes; Xylariales; Xylariaceae. The record is from the annotation of a GenBank genome assembly.
AUGAGCUCCCGAACUCGAUUAUCCUUCGACGUCAAGCUCAACGAGCUAGGUCAGACCAUCACGAUCCAGAUAGCCGACCCCUCAGGGUUACAAGCCGACAACCUCGCCCUGGCAACCUGGGGCUCAUCCGAGAUCCUCGCCAACGUCCUGAACAAGCUACCCCGUCCAGAUUCCAAAGAGCUCAAGGGAUCCGGUAUUUGGCCGGUUCUGGAACUGGGCGCCGGGACCGGCUUGGUCGGCAUCAGUGCAGCAGCUAUCUGGCAGACCGAUGUUUGCCUCACCGACUUAGAGCCUCUGGUCCCGAAUUUGGAGGCCAAUUGUGAGCUGAAUCAUGGUCUUUUGGGGCAGCUCAAUGAGAACGCGAUGGAGGGUGUAGCGGAUCUUUCCUGCGGGAUUUUGGACUGGGCGAAGCCUGAACACCUCGUUUUCGCGGACAGCAAGGUCAACUCUGACCCAGCCCGCAUCAUAAUUGCGGCCGACACGGUCUACUCCGAAGAACACCCCGAGCUGCUCACGAAAGCCGUCUCGGCGCGCUUGGACAGGGACGAGAAGGCGAGGUUCAUCAUGUGCUACCCAUUACGAAUCGGGUAUCUGGAUCACAUCCGAGACCUAUGGGAGCGGCUGGAGCAGGGGGGGUUAGAAUGCGUGCAAGAGGGACGGGAGAAGCUGGGGAAAGAUUGGGGGGAUAAUGUGGAGGAGGAUGUGGAGUAUGAGUGGUGUGCCUGGAGUUGGAAGGCGGAGAUGUUGCCUCCACGAGGAUGA